AUGCGCGGGCGCGUCGCAGCGGAGGCGCGACGGAGCUCUCGCCUUUCUGACGCGUCUCGAGGACGGAAGCGCGAAGCGGGAGAACAAGAAUCCGCACACGCGUUCUCCCUGGCGCAGGAUGGACAGGAGACAGAGUCGGAGUCGGAUUCCAGCAAUUCGUCGGAGGGCGGGGACGCGGCCCUCGAUCCCGACGACUUCUCCAGCUCGAGCGGCCGCAGCAGCGGCUCUGAAGACGUCGAAGAUUUCUUCUUUUCCGACUCGUCUUCUCUCUCUUCAGACGCCUCCUCACCUCGCAGGGGGCGUGAGAAAGGCGAACACGGCACCGCGCCGAGCUCUGGUCCACCUCGCAGCCCCCAGUCUCCGUCCCUCCUCCCUGUGGGCUCUUCGGCCUCUCUCUCACCUCGUUUCACUCCUUCGCGGCCUCACUCCCGGUCCUCCUCUCCAGCGACUGCGUCUUCGUCGUCUCCAGCCGCUGCGUCUUCGUCGUCUCCAGCUGCGUCUUCUUCGUCUGCGUCUUCUCUCUGUUCGGGUCAAGUUGCUGUCUCUCCACUGCAUGCGUCGUCGCGCAGGCCGCUGGACUGGACGGGACGCAGCUGGUGGGGCGGGGGCCUCCGGAGCGGAAUUUCCGUAGCCGAAGUCUUGUGCAGCUACCCCGCGCGGCUCUGUGGCGUGGCGCUUCCUCCCUUCGAGGAACUGCAGGCGCGCUGGUACGAGCUUGGCGCGCUGGCGUUCUGGCAGCUGUCCUCGGCCAAAGACGGCAGCGGCGUUGCGCAGCUGCGCGACAACGACAGCCGGACGUUCUGGCAAAGCGACGGCGCUGCGCCUCACACCGUGACUCUCACUUUCAACAGACUCAUGAAGAUUUCCCGAGUAGACCUUCUCGUCAAUCUCCAGAUCGACGAGUCGUAUACCCCGCGGGUGGUGCAAAUCAAAAUCGGAGACAGCCCGGCCAGUCUGCAUGUCGCGAGGGAGGCUGAGUACGAGCCCCGCUCCCGCGACGAGGGCGCAGCCUGGUGGUCCAUCCCGCUGCGUCCCACGGAUGCCUUGCGGGCGAAGCAUGCGGGCCGCCUACCGUUUGAAGACGCGCCCAGCGAGGACCUCCGCGCCUUCUACGCCUGGCUCCAGACGAUCGACCACGUCAGCGGCUUCUGUCUGCAGAUCGCCGUUCACCACACCUUCCACGAGGGCCGGGAUGUCCACAUCCGCCAGAUCCGCGUCUACGGUCCCGACGGUGCGACUGACUCACAGGUGACUCCUGCAUGCGCGUCUCAGCAGGUCGAGCGAGGACAGGGGAGAGGCGCGCCGGCAGUGGACGGGAACGAGCGCGCCGACCCAGCGUUCGCGCCCUUUUCCCUGCCGUCUUUCGAGACGGCGCAUAUCCGGCUGGCCACGCCCCCCCCGAUGCCCACUGGCGACGAAGAUCGCGAGGACGAUUGCGAGCAAGACAGUGAACUAGAGGGGGAACACGAGCGAGAAGAGCCGCGGGACGUGGCGUCGUACUUGGUGCGCAUGUACUACCAGACGCAGUUAAGGAGACGCGAAGAAGGCAGCGAAGCGGCGCCGCUGCCAUCGACCUGGCUCCUGGGUGGCGAGGCCGACAUUGCCGCUGGUCCUCAGCCCGAUUCCAGACCUCGCUCUCGUCCUCCGACGUUCGGGUCACCCAGCGCCAUCGCUCUGGCAUUUCGCGCCGGGGGUUCAAACGAGGCGGCAUGUCGGGAGUUCUUCUAG
Neospora caninum is the source of this 1728-nucleotide messenger RNA. RefSeq names its product anaphase-promoting complex subunit 10 domain-containing protein. The transcript is spliced from 6 exons. Gene Ontology annotation, biological process: protein K11-linked ubiquitination; anaphase-promoting complex-dependent catabolic process. Gene Ontology annotation, cellular component: anaphase-promoting complex. The record is from RefSeq and is a predicted model, not a curated record. The coding region runs from base 1 to 1728 and encodes 575 amino acids. NCBI's taxonomy places the organism in Eukaryota, Apicomplexa, Conoidasida, Eucoccidiorida, Sarcocystidae.